Papilio polytes (common Mormon) is the source of this 532-nucleotide messenger RNA. Its product is annotated as zinc finger CCHC domain-containing protein 24-like. The record is from RefSeq and is a predicted model, not a curated record. NCBI's taxonomy places the organism in Eukaryota, Metazoa, Arthropoda, Insecta, Lepidoptera, Papilionidae. The coding region runs from base 108 to 485 and encodes 125 amino acids. The transcript has 4 exons.
GUUUAAUAAGGUGAUGCUACAUUUGCGACAAUAACUUUACAAGGUUUUGAUUCUCAUUAAGAAAACAUCUAAAUGUAACUUUGAUUUUGUUAACUUUCAAUUAUAAAAUGGGUUGCUUUUGGUCUAACGAGUCCGAACCCGAGCGUUAUGAAAGACGACAAAAUUAUUCAAGUGUCCGGAUUUCUGCGCAGGCGCCGUAUAAUUGCAGGGUGCCAGUAGUAAAACCGAAAGCUUUAUUUGGAGAAUAUAAAUGUACUGCAUGUGGACGGUCCUGGACCAGCAGACUUAGCUGGGCUAAUACCUACAAUCUCUGCAACCGGUGUAAGAAGCCCGUUUACCCCUUCAAUCAGAGAGAAUUGCGCCCUUCAGAUUUUGCAAAAUCGAGUGACAAUCAGGAACAUAAAAGGGAUCUUUGCCAGAUGUGUCAAAAGUUGGGAUACUAUUGCGGAAAUUAUGGAAAAACUAAUAUUAAGUCAAGGAAAUGAUAUUUAUUACAUUUAGUAAUAAAGCCAUUUCAUUUAUGUGAUUUUUA